Messenger RNA from Tarenaya hassleriana, 3268 nucleotides. RefSeq lists its product as uncharacterized. Bases 1029 to 2822 code for a protein of 597 amino acids. NCBI's taxonomy places the organism in Eukaryota, Viridiplantae, Streptophyta, Magnoliopsida, Brassicales, Cleomaceae. The record is from RefSeq and is a predicted model, not a curated record. The transcript has 6 exons.
UCCAAGUAUCCCAAAAAAAUUUUUGUUCGCCUCCUUUCUUCUACCAGUCUCUCUUCCACCUUCUCUGCCCAUCGCAAAAACCCUAAUUUUCUCUUCGCACCUGUCUUCUGAAAGCCCUAAUUUCCCCUCCCAAUCCAUCCCGCUUCCGUUGUUCUUCCCCCAUCUCUCCGCGUCGCUGCUCGAAAACCCGUUUCCUCUUUUGCUAUCUUUCUCCGUGGGGAAGAAGCCAUUAUUCGGAUUGAGCGAUUGCGUUCACGAAACUCCUGGGUCCUGCGUGUGAACGAGCAACCUCUCUCUCUGGGUUAGGGUUUUGCUCUGUUCUCUCCGUUUCGCCCGCCGUCGCUUGGUUUUUCCUCGUUCCUGUUUCCCCCUCGUGUUUUCCUGAUGCUGUGUUGAACGAAUUCUGCAUCGUCUCGAACCCCAUCGCCUGCUCUGAUUAGGCAUCGAUAGUGGUAAUCAUAUAUAGAGGUACAUGCGUAGGUGUUAGGGUUUCUGGUCGAGGCGAUUGGUAAUUUUGGGUGUGGCAUUGGUAUUUCAUUGUUGAACGGGUUACAGGUGCAAAGUAGGUUGCAAAAAAUAUAUCCCUUUUGUGAUUCUCCGUUAUAUUAUAGGUGGUGGAUUCUCCUUUCAUGCCUUCUCUCCUUUCUUCAUUAGGUUGAGGGAAUUGUAGUUUAGGUUUUGAUCAUCAGCUAAUCCAUCUGUGUGAGAGAUGGCGGUCUAGAGGACAUUUGCAUCACUGCUUCUAUCUCUUUUAUUCUCCUCGGAGUGAUUACAUGAGAUUCAGAAUUCACACAGUUCGUUCUGAUUCGUGCGGAAAUCGCCGUUGAGUGGCUGAUUGGUGAAUUCCCAUCAUUGGCCUCGACUCCAGCAAGCGAUUAGAUGAAAGAAAGAGGGUAGGAUAGGUUAGACAAGUUGUGCUCUUUGUGCCGAAAGAAGAACCUUUUGUGUUUUUGUUCUUCUGGGCGGUUGAAGGAAGGCCAUAGAAGUGUUCUUCUUUCUUUUUUAUCUGAUGAUGUACAGUCCUCCUAAUGGCAAGAAGUGAACCCUCGUUAGCUCCAGAAUGGUUGAGAACAGCAGGGAGUGCUUCUGGUGGUGGGAGCUCGAACCACCAUGCCGUAUCAUCUUCCUCUCAUUCAGAUUCUGCAUCUUUACCGCAUAGUAGCAGGAAUAGGAAUUCUAGGAGCAAAGGUGAUAUCGAUACAAUCCGGUCCCCUUUCCUGGGUCGGUCUUCUUCCACCAAUUCACGGAGGGGUUCUAGUAUUGGGUCUGCAAAACAUGCAUAUAGUAGUUUCAACUUCAGUAGGAGUCAUCGAGAUAAGGAUCGUAGCAGGGAGAAGGAUAGGUUAAGCUACAUGGAUCCGUGGGACAAUGACACCCUCCCUCUUGGAAGCGUCUUAACUGGUAGGGAAUCUAGGGAUCAGGAUCAGUUGAGACGAUCACAUUCAAUGAUCACAAGGAAACAGGGUGAUUACCUGUCUCGAGGAUUUGCAGUGGGUCUGAAAAAUGGUGGCAACACUAAUCUAUACAAUGGAAAUGGUAUACUUUCCGGACCUACUAUUGGCAAUAACCUUCAGAAAACGGGUUUUGAUAAGGAUUUUCCUUCGCUCGGAGCUGAAGAUAGGCAUGGGGGACAAGAUGUUGUGAGAGUUUCAUCUCCUGGUCUUAGUUCUGUUGUCCACAGCUUGCCUGUGAGUAGCUCAGCUUUGAUUGGCGGGGAAGGUUGGACAUCUGCUUUGGCUGAGGUCCCCAAUGUCAUUGACAAGAGUGGCACCGGGUCAUUACCUUCCCCUCAAGCUAGUGCUGUUACCACAGGUACUUUAACAGGCACAACUAGUCUCAACAUGGCUGAAGCACUGGUACAGGCUCCGGCCAGAACUCGUACCCCACCCCAGGGAUCUGUAAAGACGCAAAGACUCGAGGAAUGGGCUAUUAAGCAAUCGAGGCAGUUGAUACCAGUUGUACCUUCAGCACCAAAGGGUUCGAUUCUGAAUCCUUCUGAUAAAUCCAAAACCAAACAAGUGGUUCGAGCUGGUGAAAUUGGUCCUGCAGCUUCAAGAAAUGUGCAACAACAGCCCGCUGCAUCACAGCUGAAUACUUUCCUGUCUAAUCCCAAUGCACAGAUCAAGCCCGACACAUCAAAGAAGCUACUGGUUCUCAAACCUGCUAGAGAAAAUGGUGCCCCUGCUGUUAAAGAAUCUGCAAGUCCUAGCAGUAGUACCAACACUCGAGCUGCUCCUACCCAGCUAACUGUUUCUCCCUCCACGCAACCUGCUCCGGUGAGAAGUGCAAAUAGCCCGAAGGAGAUCAAGGGAGCUUCCAUGAACAUGAUAUCAGGGCAAACUGUUGAGAAAAGACCUUACUUGGCUCAAACUCAGAGCAGGAAUGAAUUUUACAAUGCUCUGAAGCAGAAGAUAUCCACAAACAUGUCAACUGAUCCCGCUAACUCCAGCUCUUGCAUCUCGUCUUCUUCCACUGAGGAAAAGGCUGACAACAGUUCGAAGGAGCAUAUAGCUGGUGACCCUUCUAGUCCACUGGCUGCAAAUGGUGAAAAGGACAACAUCACUGAAAGGGUCCAGAGUUUGUCUCCGGUGGGAGAGAGUGAUAUGAGGUUCGAAGCAGCAGACACUCCUGAUGAAGAAGAGGCUGAGUUUCUGAGAUCCCUUGGAUGGGAUGAAAACAAUUGCGAGGAUGAAGCCCUUACCCCGGAGGAGAUCAGCGCCUUUAUCGAACAGUACCAGAAGCUGAAACCAUCUCUCCUGCAGAACCUGUCCAUUAUACACGAAGAAGAAAUGCAGGACACGACCUCCUCAUCAGACUCCUGAAUCAGUCCGAAGAAGAACCCUUUUUUUUUUCUCCAUGGAAGAUAAUCUCCUUCUCUUCUUCUUCUUCUUUUCCUUCUUGGGUUUUUUUUUUUUGGUUCUGAGAAAAGAUGGCAGCUUUGGCAUGGAAGAAGAAAAGGGGGCAGGGCUGUCUCUAUUUUUAAUUUUUUUGUUGUUGCAAAUAGCGCAAAUAAACAAAUGGGGGAUGAGGUUUUUUUGCCAUAGGAGGAGUCCUGCCCCUCCAGAGAUGACUUUUGUAGGUCCUUUCACUUUUGGUCUUGAAGAUGCAAUCUCCACAGAGUGUGUGCUUUCCAUCUUCUUCGGUUUCUAAUGUUCUUUUUUUGUUUGUUUGGGUAUAUUGGGGAAAGAGGGAAAACAUGCCUACGGUGCUUAGACGAAGAAAGAGGAGGAAAAAAAAAAGAAUGAACCUUUUCUUUUUUGUUGCUCUA